GCCCCUGGCGGCGGGGCGGGCGGCGGCGAUGGCGGCCGCCUCGGUGUGGAAGGGGCUGGUGGGGCUCGGCCUGUUCGCCCUGGCCCACGCGGCCUUCUCGGCGGCGCAGCAUCGCUCUUACAUGAGGUUAACAGAGAAGGAAGACGAAACGUUGCCCAUAGAUAUAGUCCUUCAGACUCUGCUGGCCUUUGCAGUGACCUGCUAUGGGAUAGUACAUAUCGCAGGGGAAUUCAAGGACAUGGAUGCCACUUCAGAACUGAAAAAUAAGACAUUUGACACGUUAAGGAACCAUCCAUCUUUUUAUGUAUUUAAUCAUCGUGGUAGAGUAUUGUUCCAGUCCCCAGACACAGUGAAUUCUUCUUCAAGCCAAGAUGCUUUGUCAUCCAGCUCAUCACUGAAAUUUAGAAAACUUGAACCUCUGCGUCGCUAAGACUUUUACAGAGUAUCAUAAUAAUCCAGGACACUGGGAUGUAAUAUUCAAGUCGGGGAUGUAAACACUUUUUUUAAUUUCUGGAGCAGUAUUUAUAUUGAUCUUCCAGACUUUAUAAAGUAUAUAUAUAUAUAUAUAAACUAAGGACCUUCUUUGUACACUGUUAAUGAAAAUGAAUUGUGAAUUGGCAACGCAGUGUAAAUUAUUCUGCAGUUAUGCUGUGAAACACAUCUUCAAAUUUUCAUCUAUUAAAACAAGUUGCAGCUGACUUUAACUUCAGUUAAAACAAACAAACAAAAACAAGUUAGUUUUUACUGCAAUUAAUGCUCUUUGACAAGAGGGGAAUGUUGGAGUGCUAUUUAUUUAGUCAGUUUGCUUGCACUACAGUUUGUGGAACUCCAGAAAUACUGUGUGCACUGCAUCACUUCACAGCAGAAGGGGCAGUGUCUCCUCUUCCUAGAAUGCCUGGGAGACCUGCAUGGUGCAGGCAAGGGAAGUCAAAAAGGUUGCUUUCAUUUUUAAUUUUUUUUUACAUGCUGAAAAAAUAGUUGUGUGUGAAGGGUGGGUUGGUUUAUUUCCUUCCCUAGUUUUUCAUUGAUCACGUUGUUUCCUUGUUGCCCUCAAAUGCAAAGUGUGUUGCCCCGGGGUGCCUGGGGUGUGUUGGGUGCCUGUGUGGGGGAAGCAGCUCAGGUUGGAUCAUGUGGAUCAUCCCACCAUGCUCAGCUGCUUUACCUGCUGUAUUUGUGUCCUCCUUGGUUGGGAAUGUUCAUCAGGUGCUGUGUUGGCACCAGCUGCAAGUUCCCCAGUCAGCUUCUGUGGGAAGUGUUUUAAGUAUCAUUAAGAACUAUCUGUUCUGUCAGGGGUGGGGUCCAGCAGCCAGGUCUGAUUGCACUGGUACAACCCCUCCCAGUACAACUGCCCCCUCUUCUGCCAACAGAGCCUUUCACUUUGAUUUCUUUUUUUUCCCCAGCUGAGCCCUUGGUUGACUUAAGAUUACUGUCUUGAUUUAAUGUGUUACAGUCCUUAACUCUUACUGACACAUAAAUUCUCACCAUCCCCUUAGGGGCUGAAUUAAUACUAAAUUUUCUCUUGGUCUGGCAUUUCACUCACCUGACAUAGCAAAGGGAGGGUAGUUUUGAGAUCCUGGUGGGGCUAACUCCAAUCCUGCCUCGUCUGAGGAUGUCUCACUGCUGCUGUGGGAACUUAUCCUUUUGUCCUGGCAUCUGUUUGUUUGGGUUUUGUGUUGUUUGUUGUUGUUUUUUCUCAAACUCUUAAGAACUCUCAGAGGUAAAAAAGCUCAGCACAAAUCCUAAGCCAGCUGAAGCCUCUUCUAGCUCUGCCCAUCCUAUGGAGUGGGUGCCCCAGUGCUAGAGCAAUAUCUGUAGCUGCUGCUCCACAAUCACUCCUGAGCAGCUGGGUUUGGUGAGGGAGGGUUACUCUGCCAGCUGAAGGCUGGAUCACUUCCCAAAGGGUCCUGGCUCCCCCUCCAUGGUGUCACAAAUCAGCUGCUGUCACCAAAGGCCUCAAAAACAGUCUCAAACCAGCUCUCUAUUGCAGACAGGGCCCCUUCCUUGGGGAAGAGGGCUGCUGUGCAGCAGCACGGCCUGGAGGAGAGGGCUGAGCAGGCCAGAGGACCUUGUGAGGCACAGAGGAAAGACAGACUUGGUGGAGGGAGAAGCCAGGCAGAAGGUCAGUAACCACUGUGCCAGGCUGAUCCUGCAGCUGUGGCUGGCAGGGAGUCUUUCCAGAGGGUCUCUGAGAGCAGGGCUGCUCCCCCUUCAUGUCUAAAAAGCCCCAUUUGUGCUACUGUAAAGCUUCCUGGACCUGCCCGAGGGGGAAGGUGCUGCUGUGGGAUGGGGUGAGUGGAGAACAUCAUCUGCUCCUCAGAGGGGUCCUGAAGGAACAUGCUGUUGGCUGCAUCAAGGUCUCUUCCGGUGACAAGUAGCCCUGCUCUUCAGCAGCAAUGGUUGUAUCACAAAGCUGUACAAAUUAUUUUUUCUUAAUGAUCUUGCAAUGUCCAAUAAAACCUGAUAUCCUGAAA
Messenger RNA from Apus apus (common swift), 2471 nucleotides. RefSeq names its product membrane magnesium transporter 1 (gene MMGT1). The transcript has 4 exons. The record is from RefSeq and is a predicted model, not a curated record. Bases 29 to 430 code for a protein of 133 amino acids. Gene Ontology annotation, cellular component: Golgi apparatus; EMC complex; plasma membrane. Lineage: Eukaryota; Metazoa; Chordata; Aves; Apodiformes; Apodidae.